AUGUUAAUUCAUAUAUUCAUUUUUACUAUUUACACAGCCAACAUAAAUUCAGAUGAUUACUUUAAAUUUUUAAAUAAUGAUGAUGACAUGAACGAAGUCAUGCAUGAAAAGUUAAUUGAAAGUAUUAGUAACAGAGGACGAAGAGAAGUCAAUGGAAAUCUCCCGAGAGCCAUUUAUGAUGCAUCGGGCACUACAACACUUGAAUCAUCAACAUAUUCAACUACAAUUUCAUUGACAAGUGAAAUAACUGCUUCAACUUCCGCAGGGAUCCCUACAACGACCGAUACUGCUACAACACUAACUCCAUUGAUAACAACAGAUACUUCUACUUCUACUUUCAUAAUAACUAAUAGCCUUUCAUCAUUAGAAACUGCUACCACAAUGAUAACUCCUUCAAUGGCUGCAAUUAGUACAAUUGCAAAUCAUUCCACGGCCAUGACUACGGCUUCUACAGCCUCAACAUUCAUUACAACUGAAGUUACUACAAUAGUAACGUCUACAACAACAGUUACUUCAAUACCAACGAGUAUUUUGAUAACAACGGUUGCCACCACAGCAGCACCAACUUUCAUACUAAUAGACACCUCCAUAACAACAGGAGCUACUACAGUCGUAAAUUCAUCAAUCCCAACAGAAACUUCGACUUCAGCUUCAACUUUUAUAAUAAACAAUGCUUCGCUUGCAACUGAAGUAUCUACAAUGACAACGGUUGUACCAACAUAUAAUUCUACACUAACAAGUGUUUUGACAACAAUAUUUACCACCACAAUAGUGCCAACUUUCAUAAUAACGAAUAGUUUCACACCAACAGAAGCUACUACAGUCGUAACUUCAUCAAUAACAACUGCAAGCCCUAUAACAACAGAAGCUUCUACACUCAUUGGUAUUACGACAGCAGUAGGUACUUCUACAGUAGCGUCAACUUUCAUAACAACUAGUAGUUUCACUGCAAUAGAAACUGCUACAAUCGUAACUUCAUCGAUCGCAACGGAAACUUCGACGUUAGUUUCAACUUUUAUAAUAAACAAUACUUCAAUUACAACUGAAGUUACUACAACGGCAACAUCUACACCAGCAACACAAAUGGUCACAACGAUAACUGUUUCUACAACAACAGAAACUUCUACACUGACUAGCAUUACCACUACAGCGGCUACUUCUACAGUAACGUCAACGUUCAUUAUAGCAAAUAGUUCCACAAUAACAGAAACUACUACAGUCGUAACUCCUUCUAUAACAACGGAAGCGCCAACUUCAGUUUUAACUUCUAUGAUAACGAGUACUUCAGUAACAACAGAAGCUACUACAACAAUUUCUGUUCCGCCGACAACAUAUACUUCUACGCCCACCAUCGUUUCGAUAACUAUGACGAGCUCUACGGUAAGCUCGACUUUAGCAAGAACUAGCAGUUCAACAGUAAAUGAAACUACUACAGUUGCAGCUUCAUCAAUAACAACAGAAGCCACCACUACAACAAUGAAUCUAUCAACAGUAGGAAAUACUUCCACGAUCAUGACUUCUUUAUUAACGUCUGCUGUUGAAACAAUGACUUCUUAUACGACAAAUUCUACUUUUGUGAUAACGAAUUUUCUCACAACAGAAAAUAAUAUAACAACUACUUCGUUGUCGUUGAUGACGACUACUACUUCAGUAGCCAGUACUAGUAUUCCUAUAGUUUCUACCAUGAUUACCAGCAAUGUUCCUAGUUCUACUCUCAUGGUAACUAACGAAUCUAUGACAACUGAGAGUGCGUCAACAAUAAUGCCUUUGAUAACAACUGCUACCUCUAGAAUCACAGAAGUUCCAACAGCAAUGAUUACUUCUACACAAGCCCCCAGCUCCACACUCUCGAGUAGUUUCACAACAAUACAAGCUAAUACCAAUGGGACGAAUGCUUCAACAUUAGAAGUUAGUUCUACACUCAUAGUUUCUUCGACGCCGACUACUGGAUCAACGAAUACUGCUAGCAUUACAACUGUAUAUCAAAUAACAACUAUCACUACCACAGUGGCUCCUAGCUGUAAUAUUUCUACGCAAAUUCAGUUGCCUAAUAAUACUUGUGUGUUGAAAAAUAAUGGGCAGAUCAUUACAGUUAACAUAUUGCGUGGUAACACAACGAAUUCGACUGUAAUUGCUCAAGCUCUUUCAUUGUACAUAAGUUCAAUUACGAAUUCAAAUGUGUCAUCGAACUCAAAUUAUACGUUAACGGUGAGCGCAAUUGAUAAUUAUCUCGGUAGCAUAAACAGCUCUAAUUUAACAAUAAAUACCAAUGACUCAUUUCUUAUGGCAAGCGCACCAAAUCAACCAGACAACAGCAUCGUGUUAGGUGCGUCAUUUGUAAGGGGUACUGGUGGUCAAAUUGUUAGUACAUUAAAUGAAGGCAAUGUUAUUAAUUCAAAUGUAUCUACAGCAGCUAUUCUUAAUUAUCAAUCUUUAAGUAACGUUAAGUCUCUGAAUAUGAUGAUCAUUAAUAGUCCUACUGCAUUCCAAAACAUAGAUAAUUCAACGAAUAAAACUCUUGCAUCAUCUGUUGUUCUUGUUAACAUUCAAAGAAAUAGUACUGUAUCAAAUCCAAUCAAUAUUUCCCUUUUCUUUCAAAUUUUAAAUGAAUUUCAACCAAAUGUUAGUGCCAACUACUUUUGUUCCUUUUACGAUACAUAUAAUUUGAGAUGGAAUGAAUCUGGUUGUUCUACACCUACGUUCAACACAGUGUUUAAUCGAUAUGAAUGUAGUUGUGAUCAUCUAACUUCGUUUGCUCUUCUUUGGUUACCACAAGGACAACUGACAACUUAUCUAAAUGCUUCUGAUAUUGCAUCACUUGUUUGUCUAUCUAUUUCAAUAGUUUGCUUUUUAGCCAUAAUUAUUCAUGCAAUAGCUCUACGAAUUCUAGAUCCAGUUAUGAGUUUUAAGUCCUAUGAAUUACUUCCAUUGCUAUCUUGUGCAAGUACAACAAUUCUUUUUAUCUUUUACAUAGCUCUGGGAAUGACGGUUUACACAAGAACAUCGUCUACAAAUGAAAGCCAAUGCUUUCUAAGUUCAAGUGUAUUGAUGUUUUUCGUUUAUUUCUUUUUAAUUUUUAUGUUUUGCACGAAGACUAGUGUUGGAUACUUUAAUUAUCUUCGUUUUAUAUGUUUAUUUCCACAGCCAUCUAUUCGAAAACUAUUGACUUUGCUAAUAUUAUCGUUUUUUAUUUCAAUUACAUGUGUUGCUUUUGCAAUUGGAUUUAAUUCCAGUUCAUCAUAUAACAUUACUCAAUUGUAUCCGUAUAAACUUUGUUGGUUUACUCGUGAUGUUAUUUAUUACUUUCUUACCAUACCUGUUGGUGCAUUUCUUUUAAUCAACACCAUCGUAUUUAUUCUUGUCGCUCUUCGUAUAAUAAAUCAUGCUCGGCAUGCAACAUCACCUCAUCAAUCGUAUGAGCGAAUGAAACGAUGUGUACUCAUUCUACUUUCGUCAUCUGCAACACAAGGCAUUGGCUGGCUGUUUGGUCCAUUUCUGACGUUUAUAAGUCCUGAAGCUGGCAAUAUUUUAGGAUGGUUUUUUAUUAUUUUCAAUGGACUAGAAGGUUUAUGGUCCAUCAUUUUAUAUAUAAUACUUCGAUCGAAACAUAUGGAUGACCAGAAACGUGUGACAGCUGCGAAACAACUCUCUAAAGAAAUAAGUUCAAAAUUAGAUAAGGAUAAAAAAUCAUCGAUCGAAGUCGAUCGAACUGAAAUUGACUUUGAAGCGGGAGAAUACGAACUUAAACAUCGAUCUAGACGAAUCGAAGCAGCAGAUUUAUUCGAUGAUUCUUCUGAUGUUAGAGACAUUAAUUGA
Molecule: messenger RNA, 3816 nt
Organism: Rotaria socialis
Lineage: Eukaryota; Metazoa; Rotifera; Eurotatoria; Philodinida; Philodinidae
Source: the annotation of a GenBank genome assembly